GGUGGUGGUAUACCCCUGGUCCCAACUACUUGUGAGGCUGAGGCAGGAGGAUAGCUUGGGCCCAGGAGGUGGAGGCUGCAGUGAGCUGUGAUUGUGCUACUGCACUCCAGCCUGGGCAACAGAGCAAGACCCCCAUGUCUAAAUAAAAAUACCCAGGCCAUGGCAGCAGAAAGCAAGGAGGAAGCCACGUGGAAGCCCUCCUGGUGCUUCUUCCAGGGAGGUGAGCAGAGAGCACCUGGGGCCAGGAGGCGGCAUGCCUGGGUUUCUGCUCCUCCUCACUGUAACUUUCAGCCAAGUCAAACUUCUAGAGUUUCAGUUUCUUUAUCUGUGAAAUGACGGGGCUGGCACAGAUGGUUUCUAAGAUCUCUCCCAGGCCUGGAACUUCUAAGCGAUUAGGUCAAAGGAAAAAGGCAGAACGUUCCUCCGCUGGCGCCAGCCAAUCAGCAGGACUCCUGCCUUCCUUCGGGGCAAGGUCGCAGCAUCUGCCUCGGAAAUCACGGGGCUUCUUUCUGCUGGCUCAGCCGGGAGGCCCAGAGUGUUCUGCAGAGGCUGCGUAUUGAAGGCUGCUCUCUGAAGCUCCCUGCCCCAGGUCACGCCGCUGGUUCCAGAUGAAUCCAGUGUGGGGGCAGGCCUUCGUGCACGUGGCCGUGGCCGGCAGCCUCUGUGCCGUUGCUGUGUUCACGGGCAUUUUUGACAGUGUCUCCGUGCAAGUGGGCUAUGAGCACUACGCUGAGGCGCCGGUGGCCGGCCUCCCCGCCUUCCUGGCCAUGCCGUUCAACUCACUGGUGAACGUGGCCUACACGCUGCUAGGGCUGUUCUGGCUGCACAGGGGCGGCGCAGUGGGUCUGGGUCCCCGCUACCUGAAGGACGUGUUCGCAGCCAUGGCCCUGCUCUAUGGCCCCGUGCAGUGGCUGCGCCUGUGGACGCAGUGGCGCCGUGCCGCCGUGCUGGACCAGUGGCUCACCCUGCCCAUCUUUGCAUGGCCUGUGGCCUGGUGCCUCUACCUAGACCGCGGCUGGCGGCCCUGGCUGUUCCUCUCUCUUGAGUGCGUCUCCCUGGCCAGUUAUGGCCUCGCUCUGCUGCAUCCCCAGGGCUUCGAGGUUGCACUGGGUACUCACGUGGUGGCCGCUGUGGGGCAGGCGCUGCGCACCCACAGGCACUAUGGCAGCACCACCUCGGCCACCUACUUAGCUUUGGGGGUGCUCUCUUGCCUGGGCUUUGUGGUCCUCAAGCUGUGUGACCAUCAGCUCGCACGGUGGCGUCUCUUCCAGUGCCUCACAGGCCACUUCUGGUCCAAGGUCUGUGACGUGCUCCAGUUCCACUUUGCGUUUUUGUUUCUGACGCAUUUCAACACUCAUCCAAGAUUCCAUCCCUCUGGCGGGAAGACGCGUUAAACUGUGGGAAGAACCUGCUGAAAACCGAUGACCCCCAGCAUUGAAACGGACUCUGAGAUGGCAGCGUGGUGCCAGUGUCAGGCAUCCUGCGUGUGAUGAUAUGCACUGAUCACACAGGACUGCCCUUUCCUGAGGAGCUGCGGGCUUCGGUGUGGAGGGGUGGAGUGCUGUGAUCUCGACAACUUACUUUCAAAGACAUAAAGCACAGAUCUCGACACAGGGGAUGUGGGUGUUCCUGAUGUAAUUCGCAUAACUUUUCUGUAGUUUGAAAUGUUUCCAAAUAAAUAUUGGCAAGGGGAGUGGAAAUGA
Molecule: messenger RNA, 1703 nt
Organism: Symphalangus syndactylus (siamang)
Lineage: Eukaryota; Metazoa; Chordata; Mammalia; Primates; Hylobatidae
Gene: TMEM187
Product: transmembrane protein 187
Cellular component (GO): transport vesicle
Source: RefSeq, a predicted model, not a curated record